AUGAUCGUGUGUUAUUAUAUUUUAAUUAAUAAACUAGGUCUUGAUUCAUCAACAGCUCGUAAUGUUAUGGAAUAUCUUCAUGAAUUAUCAAGACGAGGACGUACAAUAAUUUUUUCAAUUCAUCAACCACGUUAUUCUAUUUUUAAAUUAUUUGAUACACUAUUUAUAGUAGCUGCUGGCUAUUGUGUUUAUCAUGGUCCUGCAAAUUCAGUACUUCCAUAUUUUUCUUCAGUUGGUUAUGUAUGUGAAGAACAUGAUAAUCCAGCUGAUUUUCUUCUUGAUGUAACACAAGGUGAUAGUCGAAAAGAAAAUAUCAAUCAACACGAUCCAAAUAAAGCUCAUGAACAAAAUGCUCUUCAUUUACAUGAUUUAUAUAUAAAAUCAGAUAUAUAUGCAUCAAUGCAACAAGAAAUAACAAAUGCAAAUAAUCAGAGAAUAACAACAAAAAUGAAUUAUGAACAAUUAGCUUCAAAAUCACGUAUAUUAGAAAUUCUUUAUGUUGCUCAACGUACAUUACGUAAUGUAUAUCGAAAUCCAGUUUUAGUUACAAUGCAAACAGUUGUAACAACUAUUUUUGCAGUAUUAGUUGGUUUAAUUUAUUUACAAGUUAGUCGUGAUGAAGAUACUGGAGUUAGAAAUCGUAUGGGUGCAAUAUUUUUUAUUGUAACAAAUCAAGUUAUGGCAAAUUUAUCAGCUAUUGAAUUAUUUCUUAAAGAACGUGUUUUGUUUAUACAUGAAAAUGCAAGUGGAUAUUAUCAUGUUUCAACAUAUUUUAUAGCGAAAUUAAUGUGUGAUUUAAUACCAUUACGUAUAAUUCCAUCGAUUAUUUUUUCAGCUAUCGUUUAUUUUAUGAUUGGUUUUCAAAAAAUAGUAGAAAAAUUUUUUAUUUUUUAUUUUGCUAUUUUUUUAACAACAACAUGUGGAGCUGCAAUUUGUUUUCUAUUGUCGGCUAGUGUAGAAGUAUUUGGUAUUGCAAAUUUAUUAGCUGCAAUGUGUUUUGUAUUGAUGAUGGUUUUUGGAGGAUUUUUAGUCGAAGUAUCAUCAGUUAUUAAAUAUUUAUCAUGGAUUAAAUGGGUUAGUUUAUUUCGAUAUUCAAUGAAUAUAAUUACUAUAAAUGAAUUUAGUGGUUUACAAUUUUGUUUAAAAAAUAAUACAAAUAUUUGUCCAAUUAAUGGUAUAGAUAUUAUACAUAAUGUUGCACAUGUUGAAUAUGAAAACCAAUGGGAUUUAUGGAAAAAUUUUGUUGCAUUAGGCUCAAUGACAACUAUAUUUUUUAUUUUGACAUAUAUACAAUUACUUCGUAUGAAGAAGACAAAAUAA
Rotaria sp. Silwood2 is the source of this 1320-nucleotide messenger RNA. The record is from the annotation of a GenBank genome assembly. Lineage: Eukaryota; Metazoa; Rotifera; Eurotatoria; Philodinida; Philodinidae.